Messenger RNA from Pungitius pungitius (ninespine stickleback), 9973 nucleotides. RefSeq names its product kinesin family member 13Ba (gene kif13ba). Lineage: Eukaryota; Metazoa; Chordata; Actinopteri; Perciformes; Gasterosteidae. Gene Ontology annotation, biological process: microtubule-based movement. The transcript has 39 exons. The record is from RefSeq and is a predicted model, not a curated record. Bases 496 to 5913 code for a protein of 1805 amino acids. Gene Ontology annotation, molecular function: microtubule binding; ATP binding; microtubule motor activity.
GUUUGGCGGAAAGGCGGAUGCUGCUCGCGGCCUCUAGCUCGACACAAAGGGAGUUCAUAGUGGAUUCCAUUGGGAAGAAGUAGAUCAUCGCCAGGCGUUUCUCUAGUGAUCUUUCUUCGUUAUACGAGUAUGUUAGCGGUGUCACCUCCGGGAUGAACCCACCAAGGUGUGUAGCUCGAAGGCGGGGUUGUUUCUGGGGAUGUUAUGUCGUCAAAUGCGUCCGCGCCUCCGUGGAUCUAAAUUAGCCAGGAAUAUGAGCAGAAGAAGAUAAGAAGCAGCAGCAGCAGCAGCAGCAGCAGCAGCAGCAGCGGCGGGUGGCUUGCUUCCUGCGGGAUUUUGUCCAGGCUUUUUUUUUUUUUUUACCCACCCCCGUGGACAUGGUUGUUCUAUGGAGCCAAGCGGAGCGGAGCUAGCUGGCUGACAGUCCGGCUAGCGCGACAUUUCCCGGCGUUUGGAUGAUUGUUUAGCCGAUCAGCGGCCGGGUAAGGAGUCAGCAUGGGGGAGUCCAGCCUGGACGACGCCAAUGUCAAGGUGGCUGUCCGAGUACGGCCCAUGAACAGGAGAGAAAAGGAUUUAAACACUAAAUGUAUCGUGGAGAUGGCGAAGAACCAGACGAUCCUCCAUCCCGGCGGAGCCAACCUGGGCAAAGCAGACACCAGGAAUCAGGCCAAGGUCUUCGCCUACGACUACUGUUUCUGGUCCAUGGAUGAGACUGACAAGGAGAGAUUUGCUGGUCAAGAGGUGGUCUUCCAGUGCCUUGGGGAAAGUCUUCUCAACAACGCCUUCCAGGGCUACAAUGCCUGUAUCUUUGCCUACGGACAAACUGGUUCGGGGAAGUCGUACACCAUGAUGGGUUCAGUGGACCAGCCGGGUCUGAUUCCACGGCUGUGCAGCGCUUUGUUUGAACGAACCCAGAAGGAACAGCGGGAGGAGGAAAGCUUCACCGUUGAGGUGUCCUACAUGGAGAUCUACAACGAGAAGGUCCGAGAUCUGCUCGACCCCAAAGGGGGAAGACAAACUCUAAGGGUGAGGGAGCAUAAAGUUCUGGGUCCCUACGUGGACGGCCUGUCUCGACUCGCGGUGGCCUGCUACAAGGACAUCGAGUCUCUCAUGUCUGAGGGGAAUAAGUCUCGUACCGUCGCCGCUACCAACAUGAAUGAGGAGAGCAGUCGCUCGCACGGCGUCUUCAACAUCAUCCUCACACACACACUGAAAGACUUGCAUUCUGGGACGAGCGGGGAGAAGGUGAGUCGCCUCAGUCUGGUGGACUUGGCUGGAAGCGAGCGAGCAGCAAAGACCGGAGCGGCAGGGGAACGACUGAAGGAGGGAAGCAACAUCAACAAGUCUCUCACCACGCUGGGCCUCGUGAUCUCUGCGCUCGCUGAACAGGGAACAGCCAAGAACAAGAACAAGUUUGUUCCUUACAGAGACUCCGUUCUGACGUGGCUGCUGAAGGACUGCCUGGGCGGCAACAGUCGCACGGCGAUGGUCGCGACCGUGAGCCCAGCAGCCGACAACUACGAGGAGACGCUUUCCACGCUGCGCUACGCAGACCGUGCGAAGAGCAUCGUUAACCACGCAGUCGUCAACGAGGACCCCAACGCGCGCAUCAUCAGGGAACUCCGAGAGGAAGUGGAGAAACUACGAGUGCAGCUGACUCAGGCGGAGUCGUUGAAGGCUCCUGAGCUGAAAGACCGCUUGGAAGAGUCCGAAAAGUUGAUUCAAGAGAUGACCAUCACAUGGGAGGAGAAGCUUCGCAAAACCGAGGAGGUUGCACAGGAGCGCCAGAAGCAGUUGGAGAGUCUGGGUAUUUCUCUGCAGUCUUCAGGGAUUAAAGUUGGAGAUGAUAAGAGUUUUCUCGUCAACCUUAACGCGGAUCCUGCCCUCAACGAACUGCUGGUGUACUAUCUGAAGGAACACACUAAGGUGGGCUCGGCGGACUCUCAGGACAUUCAGCUGUGUGGCAUGGGCAUCCAGGCAGAGCACUGCGUCAUCGACAUAACGGCGGAUUGCGCAGUCAUCCUCAGUCCCUACCGCAAUGCUCGGACAUGUGUUAAUGGUUCUCCAGUGAGCAGCGCUCUGCAGCUGCACCAUGGCGACCGAAUCUUCUGGGGUAACAACCACUUCUUCAGGAUCAACCUGCCUAAACGGCGCUCCCGGGGAACUGAGGACGACGAGGGGGAGGGGGGCGUGAUGAAGAACAGUGGCAGCAGUGAACAGCUGGAUGCAGACGGUGACACAGCCAGCGAGGUGUCCAGUGAAGUCAGCUUCUCCUACGAGUUUGCCCAGACAGAGGUCAUGAUGAAGGCCCUGGGCAAUAAUGACCCCAUGCAAGCAGUCCUGCAGUCUCUGGAGAGGCAGCACGAGGAGGAGAAGCGCUCGGCUCUGGAGAGGCAAAGGCAAAUGUACGAGCAGGAGCUCCAGCAGCUACGCAAGAAGCUGAACCCGGACCGCCUGUCGGCCGGCCCCUCUGGAGGGCCCACAUCCGGCCAGCAAGGCCCAGGACAGCAGUCUCACUACCGCAGCCUGGAGAGACUCAGCAUGGGAGGGAUGACUCAUUCAACCAGCGCUCAGAGCAGACUUAGACAGUGGAAUGAGGACAGGGAGGCGGUGUUGGUCAGGAGUUUGCGGCGGUUGAGGGAGCAAAUAGUGAGAGCCAACCUCCUGGUGCAAGAAGCCUGUUUCAUCUCUGACGAGCUGGAGCGUAAUACAGAGUACAGAGUCACUCUGCAAAUCCCAUCGGACAACCUCAACGCAAACCGCAAGAGGGAUGCAGUGCUCAGUGAACCAGCGAUUCAGGUCCGGCGUCGUUGUCGAGGGAAGCAGAUCUGGAGUCUGGAGAAGAUGGAGAACCGUCUGGUUGACAUGAGAGAGCUCUACCAAGAGUGGCAAGACUACAAUCUCCAUCACCAAGACGACCCUGUGAUGCGCUCAUAUUUCCGGCGAGCCGACCCGUUCUUUGACGAACAGGAAAACCACAGUCUGAUUGGCGUAGCAAACGUAUUCCUCUCCUGUCUUUUCUAUGACGUCAAGUUGCAGUACGCUGUUCCUAUCAUCAACCAGAAGGGGGAGGUGGCCGGCCGUCUUCAUGUGGAGGUGGUGAGGGUUGGAGGGGGAUUAGAGGACAACAUUGCUGGAGGGGAUGAACCCGACAACAAUCAAGACACGGAAGUGCAGGAUCGCAAACUGGUCUGCAUGAUUAAGAUCCUGCAGGCCACUGGUCUUCCCCAGUACCUGUCCAACUUCGUCUUCUGUCAGUAUUCUUUCUGGGACCAGCCUGAGCCCAUCAUCGUGGCUCCUGAAGUAGACCCAGCAUCCUCGUCGGCCAGCACCAAGGACCCGCACUGCAUGGUGGUGUUUGACAGCAGCAAGGAGGUGGCUGUGUCAGUGACCGAGGAUUUCAUCGAAUACCUCACGGAGGGGGCAGUUGUCAUCGAGGUAUUUGGACACAGACAGGCUGAUGCAGGAAGAAACCCAGCCCUGUGGGACCUCAGCAUCAUCCAGGCCAAGACGCGCACACUACGAGACAGGUGGAGCGAGGUAACGCGUCGCCUGGAGCUAUGGAUUCAAAUCUUGGAGAUAAACGAGAACGGAGACUUUGUCCCGGUGGAAGUGGUUCCUGCUCGCGAUGUUCGAACCGGGGGAAUCUUCCAGCUUCGGCAGGGUCAGUCGAGGCGAAUCCAGGUGGACGUGCAUUCGGUGCAGGACUCGGGCACCAUGCCUCUGAUAGCAGAAAUACUGCUCGCAGUGUCAGUGGGUUGUGUGGAGAUCCGAAACACAGCAGCAGAACAGGAAAGCGAUGAGAUGGACAGCUAUCAGGAAAGAGACCUGGAACGUUUGCGCAGGCAGUGGUUAUCUGCUCUCACCAAGAGACAGGAAUACCUCGACCAGCACCUGCAGAGCCUGGUCAGCAAAGCAGAGAAAAACGAGGAUGACAUGGAGCGGGAGGCCCAGCUGCUGGAGUGGCGCCUGACGCUGACUGAGGAGAGAAACGCUGUCAUGGUGCCCUCUGCUGGCAGCGGCAUCCCUGGAGCACCUGCUGAAUGGGUUCCUCUUCCGGGCAUGGAGACCCACACUCCCGUCCUCUUCCUCAACCUCAAACCUGAUGACCUCAGCUCUCAAGAGCAGUUUGAGGUUCCUGAGGCCGGAGGCUGGGACGCCACGCUAAGUGGAGAGGACGAGGACGACUUCUUUGAUCUCCAGAUUGUCAAGCACUACGACGGAGAGGUCAAAGCAGAGGCGUCAUGGGACUCUACCGUCCACGAGAGUCCGCAGCUCAGUCGCGGGGGGGCGUGGCCGGAGCACCGUGUGUACCUGACGGUUCGAGUGGUGGUGCAGCUCAGCCACCCCGCCGACAUGCAGCUGGUCCUGAGGAAGAGGAUCUGCGUCAACGUUAACCCGGGGCGCCAGGGCUUUGCACACAACUUCCUCCGAAGGAUGUCCACCCGCAGCACCAUACCUGGCUGCGGGGUCACCUUCGAGGUGGUCUCCAACAUUCCCGGGGACGCCCCUGGCUCAGAGGACAGGGAGAUGCUGGCCAACCUCGCCGCCAGCGCACACAACAGCCAGUCAGGCGAUGACGAGGCCGCUAUCGAGAAAUACCUCCGCAGUGUCCUCAGCCUGGAGAACAUCUUGACUCUGGAUCGACUCCGACAGGAGGUGGCAGUGAAGGAGCAACUAAGUAGCAGAGGGAAGAGCAACAGACGGAGCAUCAGUUCUCCUUCUGUCCACAGGCUGUCCGGCAGUAGACAAGAUUUGUCCACAACCUGCCUAGAGGACAAGGGUCGAUGGGAGAGCCAGCAGGAUAUCUUCAUGCCAUCUCAGUUUCACCGCACCCUCCCCCGGCCCGCCUCCUCCCCUUCCACCUACUCCACCUCCCCGUCUUCGUCCCAGACUCCCUUUGGCAUUUCACCCCCGCAGAACCAGGAGCCUGAGCAAGGUCGUUCAGGACUUGCUGCCUCUUAUCUUUCAGUUAAGGCGCUCGUUCCUCAGAUGCCCAAACUGCUCAAGUCUCUGUUUCCAGCGCGGGACGAAAAGAAGGAGCUGAGACCGUCUCCACAGAACCAGCAGCACGUCGCUCGCAUCAUGGCGUCUGCUGGGGACGACAUUCGAGUCAAGGCGGACACGACUGCAGCUCUCCGGCCCCCAGCCAAAGACAGACGGGCAGAGUUCCCAGAGGUCCCUCCUCUUCCUGUGCAUGACCCGCAUGACCUCACCCCCCUCAGCCCCCUCAGCCAGUCGUCAAGCGGCUACUUCUCCAGUAGUGUUUCUACGGUUACCCUGUCUGACGUCCUGCAGCCCUCGUCCUCGUCUUCCUCCCUCCUGGCUGCAGAGACCGCGUUACCCACAAUCCCCCAGAAGCAGGGUGCUGACAGGAGCGAUGUUGUAACCUCUCCUCCUCAGUGUGGCACGAAGACCGCCGUCGCUCCACCCACCUCCCACGCCUCCGCCAAUCACAACAACGGCACUGCAGAUAACUCCUUCUCUGAACACAAGCUGGUCAACUCGGGAGGAGGAGGAGGCUUUGAGAGGCUGGAGAUCUUCAUGGACGAGGACGAGCGCAGCCAUGAUGACGUGCUGCCUGACUGGCUAACAGAAGGGGCGUAUGUUACAGUCGGGAGCAAUAAGGCCGGGACGGUGCGUUACGUGGGAGUGACGCAGUUUGCUGGAGGCGUGUGGGUGGGGGUGGAGCUGGACACCCCCGUAGGUAAAAAUGACGGCUCGGUCGGAGGUCACCGGUACUUCCACUGCAAACCGGGCUACGGGGUGCUCGUUCGCCCGGACCGGCUGUCCCGCCGCGACCGGACCAGCCGCCGCACGGGAGACUCCACUGCUGCCGCCCAUGUCCCCGUGAUGCGAGGAGAAGCCAUUGUCGCCCGCCAGGCGGAGAACCGCAAGUCCUGGAGCAGCUGAGACAGAGGAGCGUAGGAGCGGGGUGGGAGAGGUGAUCUCCUCCCCUUCCCUCCCAGCUUUACAACGGGCUCAAACAUCAGAACUGAAACACUGCCUACCCUCCUGUUGUUUAAGAAUAGCCUCACUACAGCCAUUCACACGCAGUGGAUGGAAGCAGAAUGCAAGCAAGUUGAUGAAAGACCAUGCAGAGUACUCACAAGUCCAAGGAAGCACUGUUCGUCAGGUGGAAAGAUGCGGCUUAACGACUGGCGGUCAAUGCGAAGACUGCUGGGAGUCUUGUGCAGACUUUGUCGUACGCAGCGGGUCAGAGUUCUGUGGGGAGAUGCAUUCUGGGCUGAUACACAGGAUGCACACGGGUCACUUUUAGAUCCCAGCUCACUUCUGAAGACAUUUAAUGUAUGUUUGUAUUUAACGUGCAGACAAAACUCUUCUAGUGACUCCACUUGGAGGCCGGCUAUUAUUAUCAAUGGCCUAUUUUGACUACGUGCAUCCACCAUUCACAAUAAGUUAUUAGUAGUCAGACCUUUUUAUUGCCCUCUCACGUCUCACUAUCAUGUGCUUUUGUGAAUGAGGAAUCAAAAACAUUUCAAUUUUUAGAUUUUUAUUUCUUUUUAAACUUUGAAUCAGUGUGACAAACUGAAACCAGUUCUACUGGGCUGGUAAGUAUCAUCCUUGGAUAUGACGCGUCAACCUGGCCGCCAUGUCCCACAAUCCACUGCUCCGACUGCCGCUCCCCUGAACACUAUUCGUCUACGGGCUGAACACACAUCGUUAGAGGCUCCGGACUCCUUUUCUGUUGAAGAUGGAUCCUCCCAGAAUGUGCCUUCACCACUGCUUGGUUUGCAUUUGUAUUUUCUCUUUCUUUGAUUUCUGUUGGCUGUGUUUGUGUUUUAAGAGAAUGCCUUGUGCUAAGUGUGAGGUGAUCUCAGGGACCGCACAGGGGAAUGACAAAGUGUGUGUGUGUGUGUGUGUGUGUGUUGCCCUGCGUGCACAAAUGAGUUCAUGUUGUCGUAUUCGUCUCCGUGUUGUGUGGGAAGCUGGAAAAGUUGUGUCCUUUAGUGGGACAAAGCCACUAAGGAAGCAAGUUGCUCGUACUGGGAGGCUUUAAAAGCCUAUUUUUGCACUGGAGAAGUUGUUUGGGAAGCGUCCGUAUGUGUCUGAGGUGGCGGUUGUGCAGAGGCAGGCGACUUUAAUCUGGAGAAUUUUCUCAAUCUGGAUGUCUGUUAUGGAAGCCAGUGCAGGUCCUGUGUGACUGAGGCCACCAGAGGGCGCUGGAGUAGGAAUGUGUACGUGUUGAGGGGAAGACACUGAUGCAGACACCAGGAGCUCUGCUGGGUAUUUAGCUCGGGAAGAGAAUGGAUUUGCUUCUAUGUAUUUGAUGGUGUUUUUUAGCUUCAUCUCUAAAUGGGAGAACAAUAAGUGGGAGAAGGAGCUGCGCGUUGGAAACAGAGCCCUUCUGGCUGCACACUCCUGGCACGUCUGUGGGAGAAGACUUUUGAGAUUAAAGCAAUAUAUAUUUUCCUAUUGAACAUCACAUUCCGGAGAGACUCUUCACAUUUGCCAGUGACCUUAUUCUCGGUGGGUUCAUUCUUGGAAAAGCAUUAGCAGUAAAACACAGAGUGUGUCAUACUUUAUGUCCACCAUCAAUUCAUGAGGAACGUGGACAGACUGUACACAUGUGCAGCUGGUACUUCUCCACAAGUUACAGUUUUACGGUUAGCGUGUAGUUCACUGGUCAUGAGGAGAACUACCGACCUUGUGGAAAAGGGUGUUUCAUGUCUUUAGUCGCUCUGUGGGGAGCGGUGUCCUUUUUACUAAACUAUAUCAAGGUCCUAUGGUUUCAGCAAGGCGCAUUUUACUUUUACUAUUAGUAGCAUGUCUCGUUUAUUAGCAACUAUUCUGUGACAGACCUGUACAUGCUACUAACUAUGGUUUCCAUGGUGACAUCCUUGUGUACUAGGGAGUGUAUGGAGGAUUCUGUUGGGAUGAGGCAUAUAUAGGAACAUAUUGUCUGGAGCACUACGUGCAUGUAAACACGCCCAGUAUAUUCCAACACAUGCGUCUUCUUUAUUCAAGAGGCCUGACUUUACUAUUUAUAUUUAAAUGCUUGUACACAUGCAUUUAUCGCAUGAAAAUUGAUAAACGCCUUUUUAUUUGAAUAAAUAUUGCACAAAUGAUUCAAUGAAAAUUGCUGCUAUUAGCAUUGUAAAUCAGUUGAUUAUUCUAACACUCUGUAAUUAUUACUGUAUACUAGAUUGGGAUUGCUGUAGUUUUUUUAAUCCAGACGGAGAAACUUAAGGUCGGCAUUUUUAUCGUUCAGUUUUUAAUAUGAAGCGGUUAAAAAAAAGUAAUCUGAAAAAUGAGACACUUUAGUGAGCCUUGAAGAUGUGGUAAUAAAUCCUGGGGGAGCAUUGCCUCAGUCAGACAGUUCACUUCAAAGCUGCGUGUUUAGAAUGGAGGCCUCUGAUUGGUCGGCUGGUUUGUUGUUAGCUGGCGAUCGUGGUGCGAAGGUUAUUUGAUCUUAUUGUGGUUCAUACGUCAUGUGGUAACGAAGGACGGGAGGACAGGUGUCUUUUCUCUGUGUUUGAAUGUGUGAGAAUGUUGGGAGGACCUGGGACCUUUUUUUUUAUCUGGGAUUAUUUGUCAAAGACAACCUGAUCUCACUUUAUGAUCUUUUCUUUUUGAAUGCACCUACAUUGUUUAAAUGUUUCUAAUUCGAUAUCCUUCGGCCACAUUUGAGUCGCUGUGACGUUCAGAGCGACGUUAUUUCAUGUGACAGCAGAGCGACGGUCACAACAGGAACCUCUUUCCCUGCGGCGCACGUUAUGUGUGACGCUGACAUGAAGAUAAAGGGGGCGAGCUGCCUGCUGCCCGGGGGCCGUUUCAAUGAACUGCAAGAAGCCAACGAGCUUCACAGAUAAGCGCUUUGCUCGGAAUGGAUUUCAUGUUGUAGCUUGUCAUCCAGUGGCCUCCAUGUCUGCUGCUGUAGAGAUUAGAGCGAAGCCAGAAGUGUUAUUUAUGUGACAGUAUCAAGCCUGAAGAACCACAUGCAGUUCUGUUUUCACUGAUACCAUCUGUGUUCCAGCUUAUUCAUAUUUAUGUUUAAAUCUUCCACUCUUCUUUUGCCUUCUUUUUCUUGUGUUCAAUGCUUUUGUUUUGCUUGGAAUCGGGUCCAUAUCUUGGUUGUAGCCCUGUGGGACCAGCGGCCCUCUGCCCACCUACGUGGCCUUCAGCCCGGAGCGCAUCCGGCUGCAAGAUGAAACCUUAUCGUCCAUUCCAAGGAUGUACAAGCGCUCUGGUUUACUACUUUAUCUUCCUUUGCGCUUUUUAACACAUCAAAGGGACUCGUGACUGAGCUCCUGUGCUACUGCCUUGCUGGAGGGGCCGGACGUCCAAACAGGGAACUUUCUAAACCACCAUCAGAUCCUCAGAAAUUCAUGGGAUUUAACGAGCCGCCCCACAGCAGUUUGAUUUUAUUUAUUCAGUUUAAUUUUGUGUCACUACAACACCUUUUCCUGCCUUCUGUAGAAGUCACUACCUCUCUGUGUUCUUCCCACAGGCUUCUUUAUUAACCUGCUUCUAGUGUUCUCUCAUUACAAUAAACCACACAGACGACCAAGCUCACUGUUGCCUUCAGGCAGAUUCUUGUUUUUGUCAUCUAGCAAUAACCGAUUUAUUGCAACAGCCGGGGAUUCAGAUACGACGUCUCGUCUCGCUGCGUUUUUUUUAUUUUCUAAAGGCAGUUGGUCUAAAUGUUGCAUUGAUGUUUCCAAGGUACCAACAGCCGUGUUUAACUGAGCGGAGACGACCUUUCAUGCAUUGAAUGGCCGGCCAACAGUAUUACCCCAUCGCCCUGAAUCAUCUGCAUCAGCGUGUGUGUGUGUGUGUGUGCAUAUUAAGACUUAUAAAAAGACAAAUCUGAGCACAAGUUUUGAUUAAUUUAAUUGUUUUAUGUAAUUCUAUGCUGCAAUCCAAAGAAUAAACAUGUAUUAGCAUACAUUCAUGAUUUUCUUUUAUCAUCCGAUCAUCUGGUAAGAAAAAAUAAAGAAUAAACGAGUGA